AUGCGCGCGCUCGAGCGCGUCGCGCGACGCCACGGCGCGCGCGAGCGCGCGAGAGGGCGUCGAACGCAUCGCGAUGAUGGAUCGGGCGCGCGCGGGCGAGGACGGCUCGUCGCGCGAUCGUCCGCGCGGGAGACGCGGCGUGGACGACGGUCUGGAUGGACGCGUGGGGGGUGGACGGGGCGCGAGGGCGCGGAUGGGACGGGGACGGGGGCGGGCGAGGAGCGAGGGGAGGAAUCCGCGUCGAGCGCGUCGACGUCGGAGAUUGGGCACGGGAAAGAGGACGCGUUCGCGUUGCUCGGGACGCCGGGACGGUGCGUGGUGACGUUUCGAGUGCGCAAACGUACGCGUUUGGGACAGAGAGUGGUCGUCGUCGGAUCGACGCCGGAGCUGGGGAGUUGGGACGUCUUCGGGAGCGGGAUACGGUGCUCGCCAGAGGGAGACGAUUGGUGGAGCGCCACGGUGUGCGUGGACGUGCCGGUUUCGAGGGUCAUCGGAGAGGACGUGUUCGUGGCGGAGUAUAAUUACGCCGUGAUCGACGAGUUGGAGGAGACUGGACCGACGCACGCGUGGAGGCUGCGGACGAGCGAGCUGACGCUUCCAUCGUACGCGUUCAUGGUGGACGUCAUGGACGUGUGGACAGAGCGACCGGAAGAAGUUUCGGCGCUCAUGGGAUCGACGCGUUUGAACGAGCCCGCGAUCAAGCAGGUGACGCAGUAUUACACGGGCGGGGCGAGUAAAUCUCUCGCGGCGCGAGACGAACGGAACGUCAAGAUGGAGAUUUGGUUCCCGAGCGAUGACUGCGCCAUUUUAGUGGAGGACGGUGAGGUGGUCGAGGUGCUGGAGAGCGCGAACGAAGCGCAUGAUGACAAGGGCGCGCGCGUGGGCGACGUUUAUCUCGCCACGGUUGUCGGAAAGGUGCCGAACAUGCGCUCGGUUCUCGUCGGCGUGGAGAUGAAGGGCGAUCGUUUCACCAAAACCGCGCUCCUACGCGACGGGUUAUCCGCGCCUGCGGCGUGGUGGAAAGGCGUCGAGAGCGACAGAGUUGGCAUCGACGCUUCGUAUUUCGAGGCGCAGUACGAAGAGGAAGAGGAAGAGGACGCAAAUCUCGGUCCGAACUACAAGCUCAGCAACCAAAGCUCGCAGAACGCGAGCGAGCAACUCGUGCGCGCGGGGAAGUACGCAUUCGGCUUGUACGACAUCGGCGACUCGGUGAUCGUGGAAAUUACAAGAGACUCUAGAGAAAACAAGGGCGCGAUCGCGAGCGCAGAACCGAGUCUCACAGGACGUUUCACCGUAUUCGAGGGCACGGCGACGGGCACGAGCGCUCGCGCUAGUAAAAAGUUGAGCGUGGUCAGUCGAGAUUUUCUCGCGCAGUGGGGCACCAAGGCGUUAGAGAAGGUUUGGGGAAAUCGCGCGCAGAAACUGAAUGAGCGGUUUCCUGACAUGCGAGGCGGUGGCGCUCAUCUCAUCAUGCGCUCCGCGAGCGUCGGUGCCUCGUCUGAGGUCUUGACAAGAGAGGUUCGCCACCUCGCGAGCACGUGGACCUCAGUGCUUGUCAGAGCGGCGAAGUCGGUCGAAAAGGCGCGAGAGCGCCGAUAUCCACUUCGACCUCGGCUUCUUUGGCGAGAUGAUAUAACCUUCAAGGAUGCAAUCCUUCGAGAGCUUUGCUCGCUGAACAUAUCCAGCGUUGUGUUACCAAACGACGCCGCGCCGGAAACUGUCAAAGAGUUGGCGCACAGUGUCUCAAUUCUUAGAGCAGACACCGCUGAUUUGAACACGGAGAUACGCACAGAAGAUCCAGACAAGAUGCGGCAACUGGUUCAACGCGCCAUUAGGUUCGAAGAGCGCGUGCCGUUGCCAGGAACGCAGUCUGCGCAGCUCGUGAUUCAGGGUACGGAGGCGCUCACGGCGAUCGACGUCAACACUGGCUCGUGCAAAAAGAGCAUCGCCGAAAUCAACGUCAUCGCUGCACGCACUGCGGCGCUGGAAAUUCGUCGCCGAAAUAUAUCGGGCAUCAUCGUGAUUGACUUUGUGAACGUCCAUCCGAGACAGCGCGAUCAAGUGUACAGACAGAUUGAGGCGGAGUUCGCACACGCCGCAGUGCGCGAUCGAGGAAAAAUUUCGUUCACGCCGAUAUCGCCCUUCGGAUUGCUCCAGAUCACCAGAUCUCACAUCCCGCACGGGUCAAAGGGUGAGCAGUCAGCGCGCAAAACGCCAGCGGCCACGCGUUGGCUCGGUGCUAGGCGCAAGACCAGGUAA
Molecule: messenger RNA, 2259 nt
Organism: Ostreococcus tauri
Lineage: Eukaryota; Viridiplantae; Chlorophyta; Mamiellophyceae; Mamiellales; Bathycoccaceae
Product: Carbohydrate binding module family 20
Exons: 1
Coding region: 1-2259 (752 amino acids)
Biological process (GO): rRNA processing
Cellular component (GO): cytoplasm
Molecular function (GO): RNA binding; RNA nuclease activity; starch binding
Source: RefSeq, a predicted model, not a curated record